UGUUUACCAAUUAACUAAUUUGACCUAUUUAUCGACAUCCGCUUGUGAUAUCCAUUGCGAAAGGCCAACAUUUGUUUACGAAAGCUCACACAAAACUCAAAAUGGGCAACAUACAAACUGUUGGUCCAAAUCAGGCCAUGGUUAUAUCUGGUGGAUGUUGUGGGGGCAAUUCCAGAAAACUUAUUGUUGGAGGAUGGGGUUGGGCUUGGUGUCUUGUCACAGAUGUACAGAGCAUAUCACUAGAAGUUAUGACCUUGAACCCAGUUUGUGAAAGUGUAGAAACAUCUGAAGGUGUACCUGUGACAGUAACUGGUGUAGCUCAGGUCAAGGUCAUGAGAGACACAUCAUUCUUAGAGAAGGCAUGUGAACAGUUUCUGGGUAAAACUGUCAAGGAAGUAGAAAGAGUAAUUUUACAGACUUUAGAGGGCCAUCUCAGGGCUAUUCUUGGUACCCUUAGUGUAGAGGCAAUCUAUCAGGACAGAGACCAGUUUGCUCAACUUGUAAGAGAAGUUGCUUCCCCUGACGUGUGUAAGAUGGGUAUAGAAAUUAUGAGUUUCACAAUCAAAGAUAUUUAUGACAAUGUUGAGUACUUAGCCUCAUUAGGACGAGCACAGACUGCCAAUGUUAAGAGAGAUGCUGAUAUUGGUGUAGCUGAGGCCAAUAGAGAUGCUGGAAUCAGGGAAGCUGAAUGCGACAAAACAAAAAUGGACACCAAAUUUUCAGCUGAUGCUAAGAUUGCUGAUGCAUCACGUAAUUACAAAAUGCAGAAAGCUGACUUUGAUCAAGAAGUCAAUGCAAGAAAAGCUGAAGCUGAAUUAGCCUAUGAACUGCAAGCAGCAAAAGAAAAACAGAAGAUCAGAGCUGAAGAAAUAGAAAUUGAAGUAGUAGAGAGAAGGAAAUUAAUUGAUGUUGAAGAAAAAGAAAUUCUGAGAAAGGAGAAGGAAUUGAUAGCUACUGUUAAACGACCUGCUGAAGCACAUGCUUAUAAGAUGCAGUUGAUAGCUGAGGGAACAAGGACACAGACAGUUGAGCAGGCCAGAGCUGAGGCUGAGAAGAUUCGAUUGAUAGGUGCAUCUGAAGCCGAGGCUAUUGAAGCUGUAGGAAAAGCCGAAGCUGAGAAAAUGAGAUUGAAAGCUUCAGCUUACAAACAGUAUGGAGAGGCAGCCAUGUUGGCUUUGGUUUUGGAAACACUUCCAAAGAUUGCUGCAGAAGUAUCAGCUCCAUUAUCGAAGACAGAUGAGAUUGUUAUGGUUGGAGAUGAUAGAACCACAAGUGAAGUCAGCAAAUUAGUUAGUCAGCUCCCACCGGCUGUCCAGGCUCUUACUGGUGUAGAUCUUUCUAAGAUUUUAUCAAAGGUACCAGGAGCUACUUCUUAGACUGGUUUCCAGUCCUGUUAUAAACUUCUUUAUAGUGACUUCAAUAAAUGAACCAGAAGACCUAAUACUUUUACAUGUAUAUAACUUAUUUCACUUUUAUCAAGAGAUUAAUAUUUUAAAUAUUUUAACUAUUAUCAAUUUUAAUGGUAAUGAAUAGCUUGAUCUUAAAUUAUAUGCAACCUGUAAUGUGUUUCUGCAUAUGUAUGGAGUAUGUUAAGUUUUACUGUAGGUGUUAGUUCAUAUUGAAAUACUUUGACCUGUAAAUCAUGUCUGUGUGUGACCUACUUUUAGAAAAUUUGACAGAUUUAUUUAAACAUAUUUGAAUAGUAUCAAAUAUGAUUACAUGAUCUGAAAUUGAGUUUUCAUGAUGCAAUUAUUUAAAUAUGUGUUUUCCUUAUGUAAUUAUUGACACAAGAGUUUUCCUGAUGCAAUUAUUUACAUGUGUUUAGCCUGAAUAAGAAACAAGGAAUGAAUUCUUCUCCAUAAUCACCUUUGUUUAGUUUAUCAGUAUAUCACUAAUGAAAAAUAAAUCACUUCUUGGGUAGGGGAAUUAUUUAAUAAAAAUCUAAAGAAUAUCUUAUUUGACUUUAUCUACCUCUUGCAAAACAUAUAUCUAAUAAUAUAAAAUAGUAUAUACUGGUCACUACGCCUGAUUUUAAACCAUUGAUGAGAAUGCAAUGUAUAUGUAUAUAUCUAUUUAUAACAAUUUUUGUAAAAAUACCUGUUUUAUUUGUAUAUAACCUGUUCACAAUGUACAUGAACUAUGUUGUUAAAUUGAGAUGAAGGUCAACACUUACUUACUGUAACUACUGCUAUAGCAAUAAGUGGUCAAAAUUUGUCUUCUUUUUUAGAUUUCAGUGUCAGAUUUAUGCAGAUAGAGUCCUGACCCAAUAAUUCAGUCAGCAUGACCAUUUAUCUCACUAUAACAUUUAUAGUGAUAUUUAUACUUUUGUACUAUGUUCCAAUGUAUCUAUCAUCAUUUUAAAUUAUUCACAAUCAUUUUAUUGGUAGCACAUGUUGGUAGAUACUGAGUAGUAUUCACUUUAUUUGUUUCUGUGUUUCUUUUCAGUCGGAAUACAAAUAUUUGUAUUGUCUAGUUCUGCAGCGUCAUUAUUAGGUUUCCUUCUAGUCAGAAUGUCAUUUUGUCCAUGGACAGAAAUAAUAGUUAUCUUUCUUAACACUCAAAUGUACUGAUUCAAAAACUGUGCCUUUAUCAAUCUGAAGUUGACAAAGUAAGACCAAUGAUGUUUUUAAGUAUUCUUACUGCUUUUGCAUAACAUUGUUGUUUUUAAAUAUGCAUAAUUUUAUUCAAAAACAGAUAAUUGAAGGGCAAAAUCAAUAAUUUCUUACUUGAUGGCAUGCAUAGAUUUUAUGUAUUUUAACUGUAGUAUUGAAUACACCAUUCAUUAAAGUUAACUUUGAUUUUGAUAAGCAAUUAUUCAUGGUGGGUCUAUUUUCUACAAGGCAUUUAUUUUCACCUGCUACCUUUAGAUAAGGAAUUUUCUUAUUUUUCCAUGUAAUCAUCCUGCUAUAAAUUUUUAUAACUACACUUGUUAAACUAUUUCCACAGUCCUUUUAAAACUUCUGUGUAAAUUAUUUAUUUACAUAGUUUAACCUUGAAUUACAAAUUGCAUUUUUAAAGAGAAUAUAAAAGUCAUGAUAAAAAUAAUUGCAAGACUUGAACUUAAAAAUAAGUUCAGAAAUGCCUUGAAUGCUUUGUAGUUUUAGAUUAUAAUUAACAUAGAUGACAGUUAGCACUUUUUUGUACAUUCAAGCACAAACUAUUUAUAGAGUCAUCUUAACUGUUUUAAUCCUUAUAUACUACUUAUAUAUAUGUGUUUCUUCAUACCAAAAGAGAAACCAUAGAUAUGACAUAUGUUUAAGCAUUGUAAAAAACCAGACCGAUAAACAAACAUUACUAUUACUUGAAUUAUUUGAGGAGUAGCUACUUUAUAACACCACACUUCUUAGCAAAUGAUAUUUGAAAUGAAAAUUUUAAAAAGCAAUACAUGAUCCAUUUUGAAGUAUUUACUGCUGAACUGUAUCGAUAUAUAUAUUAAACUUUAUUAUAAUUUUCAAGUUGUAAAACCAUAAGUUCUUAAAAUUCAGAGUUUUAAAUAUUGCCAAAAAAAACAUUGAUAAAAAUAGCUAUAAUCAAAACAAGGCAUUUUGUUAUAUUUUGACAAAGGAAUUUACAGGGUAUCAGUAAAUAUUGAGCUGUGACUAAUAAAUCACAUGACUAAUAAAUCACAUUUAUCUAAGUAGAUGUCCAUUGAUAUUUCAACUAAAUAAAAUUCUCAAACAUUUAGAAUCUAAAACACAAAGAGAUCAAUGAAUUUCAUGAUUUAUACGAUUAGAGAAAACUAAUCUGACCCAUAAAUGUAAAAUUAUCACUGGAAAUCUUUCCUUUUCCAAAUACAUGUCCAAUCAUUCAGUCUUUGAGUUAGUGGCAGCUCAGUCAAAUUUAACCAUGUAAUAUAUAUGUCCUAUUGAUCCGUAUUGUAACCACCCAACUCCUUAUUCUUGUCUUCUGAACCUAGCAUAGAUACCAGUAUUAAUUUAUCCUCUACAAGUGAUAAAUCAAAAAUUUAUUAAAAAUGUAUAUGUUAGGAGGUUGUGCUCUUGAUUAUGUGAAUAAGAUGUAAUAUUUUCUGUUGUUUAAAGAUUGCUAGGUUGUCAAAGCAGAAAAAAUAUAAAAUGAUAUGCGUUAGUUCAACAUGUAUUCUAAUUUUAGUUUAGUAAUAAAAUUACUUUCAUUGAAUUUUUUAUGAACAAGAAAUAUUGCUGAAUAAUUUGAUCUAUUAUAUUAUAAAUAUCCAGGAUGUCAGUUAUUCAUAUAAAUUCACCCAUCUAUUGAACCAAAGAUGGUGUUCUUUUAAAAAUUAUAGUAUUAUUAUGUAUUUUACCUGUGUAAUUGCUAAAGCCUCAUAAUAAAUGUAUAAUACUAUCUGCCAAAUAUAUAGUGUAUGUAAUAAGUGUAACAAUGACUAUGAAUUAACUUACAAAAUGACUAUUUUAUCAUCUAUAGGUAUGAAAUGCCAGAAAGACUUUGAAAAAUUAUUUUUGAAUGAAAACAAACUAUUUAUUUUUACUCUAUUUAUAGAUUGUUAAACACAUACACAUAUUCAAAAUCGGUAUAAGAAAAACAACUAAAGACUUCUAAUGCCUGAAUUAUUCAAAUAUUUCCUAGAAAUAACAAAAUAUUUAGAUUUUAUUAGGUACCUUUGAAAAAAUUGUAAGUUAGAGGCAUGCUAAUACUCACUACACAAGUUUGAUUCCUUCCCCCUGUUGUCAGAUAUGUUGUAGUCGUGUUGUUUGUACAUUUUUAUAUGCUGUAAUAAUUCUUAACACAAUAAAAUAUCUAAGAACUCUU
Messenger RNA from Mytilus trossulus (common blue mussel), 4749 nucleotides. Its product is annotated as flotillin-2-like. Gene Ontology annotation, cellular component: flotillin complex; cytoplasmic vesicle; plasma membrane. The record is from RefSeq and is a predicted model, not a curated record. NCBI's taxonomy places the organism in Eukaryota, Metazoa, Mollusca, Bivalvia, Mytilida, Mytilidae. Bases 102 to 1376 code for a protein of 424 amino acids. The transcript is spliced from 9 exons. Gene Ontology annotation, biological process: protein localization to plasma membrane; regulation of myoblast differentiation.